Molecule: messenger RNA, 1671 nt
Organism: Fusarium sp. VM40
Lineage: Eukaryota; Fungi; Ascomycota; Sordariomycetes; Hypocreales; Nectriaceae
Source: the annotation of a GenBank genome assembly
AUGAGCACCCUUGUGUCAGAGAAGAAGACAGCAUCCGAGAUAAACGAUGAUGCUGAUAUCCAGUCCGGCCAAGUACAGUCGUUCAGCGAUAGCAACCUCCACAGGCGUGUGGGAAACCGUCAGAUCCAGCUCUUCGCCAUAGGCGGCAGCAUUGGUACCGCUCUUUUCGUCAGCAUCGGCAGCGGCUUGUUCAAGGGCGGUCCGGUCGGUCUCCUUCUGGCUUUUAUCUUCUACUCAGGGAUAAUGGGCCUCGUCAACAACUGCAUGGCUGAAAUGACUGUGCUCAUGCCGGUUAGCGGCGGGUUCGUGCGACUUGCAGGCAAGUGGGUAGAUGAAGCCUUGGGGUUUACAGCUGGGUUUAACUUCUUCUGCUACCAAGCCAUCUGUAUCCCAUUCGAGAUAACAGCACUGAAUGUGGUGCUGAAAUAUUGGAGGGAUGACAUUCCUGUCGAGGCUGUCUGUGCCGCUUGUAUUGUGGCUUAUGCCGCGAUAAAUGUCGCUGCGGUUAGAUACUACGGAGAAAUCGAGUUCUGGCUUUCAAGCGGGAAGGUCAUUUUAUUUCUAAUUCUAUUUUCCUUUACUUUUAUUACCAUGGCCGGCGGUAACCCUCAACGUGAUGCCUAUGGCUUCCGGUAUUGGGGAGAACCCGGCCCCUUCGCCGCAUGGGUCUCGACAGGGGACCUGGGUCGUUUCGAAGGCUUUCUCGCGGCUCUGUGGGUGGGAGUUCUUAUGAUUGUCGGUCCUGAAUACCUCUCGAUUAUCGCGGCCGAAGCCGAACGUCCUCGAACCUUUAUCAAGCAAGCAUAUAAGACCAUAUAUUGGCGCUUUGCAUUUUUCUUCGUUGCCGGAGCUCUGUGUGUAGGGAUUAUUAUACCCUCUGAUGAUCCCACUCUCCAGGCUUUCGUUGAGGGUACUGCCUCAGGAGGUGGCACAGCUGCAGCUUCGCCUUAUGUAAUCGCCAUGUCUAACCUUGGUGUUGAUGUGCUACCCCAUGUCACCAACGCCCUACUUCUCACAAGCAUCUUCUCAGCUGGGAAUACAUACGUUUUCUGUGCCACACGAAACCUCUAUGGCAUGGCUCUCGAGGGUCAAGCCCCCAAAUUCCUUACCCGCUGUACCAAGAAUGGUGUCCCGAUCUACUGCAUUGGGAUUGCUCUUCUCUUCGGCUUUCUUUCGUUUCUUCAAGCUUCAAAUUCAGGCUCAAAGGUCUUGGACUGGCUUAUCAAUCUCCUCAGUAGCGGAGGUCUCAUUAACUUCAUCAUCAUCUGCAUCACGUACAUUCGGUUCUACAGCGCAUGCAAGGCACAGGGAGUUGACCGCAAGACACUUCCCUAUAGAGGUUAUUUCCAACCGUACUCUGCUUGGAUCGCGCUUUUCUUUCUGGUUUUGAUUGCGCUCUCUGGUGGUUACAGGGUCUUUACUCCUGGAAACUUUACGUCUGAUGGAUUCUUAACUAGUUAUGCCAUGAUCUUGCUAGCUCCCAUCACCUAUCUCGGCUGGAAGCUGUUCGGACGAUCCGAGGUCAUCAAGGCAUUAGAAAUUGAUCUCAUUUGGCUGCGUCCAGAGAUUGAUGAUUACGAAUCCAGGCUUCCUAUUCUUUCGAACUCAUUUUGGUCGGACAUGCGAGGGCUUGUUCAGAGGACUCUGCAGCGAAAGACAAAUAAAGUUUAG